This is a messenger RNA of Micromonas pusilla CCMP1545, 1635 nucleotides long. RefSeq lists its product as uncharacterized. The record is from RefSeq and is a predicted model, not a curated record. Bases 1 to 1635 code for a protein of 544 amino acids. Lineage: Eukaryota; Viridiplantae; Chlorophyta; Mamiellophyceae; Mamiellales; Mamiellaceae. The transcript has 3 exons.
AUGACGACUUCGGACGCGCGCGCGGCGGCGUCCCCGUCGGAGUGGUCGCUCACGCCAAAGUCGCUCAUGGCCGCGCUGCGGACGCCGACGACGGCGCCGUCGUCGUCCUCCGCGUCCACGAACGCGACGCCGUCGCCCGCGCGGUCCGCGCUGGCGGGGGCCGACAUGACGACGAGCGCGAAGACGACGACGACGACGACGGGGAAGAAAUCGAGCCGCUCGCGAGGCGAGACACACAGCUGGCGCUGCUCGUACGUCAUGAACAGCGAGAACGGCGUGAACCUGUACGGCCGCCUGGACGUCGACGAGAAGCGCGCGAGGUUCGUCGCCGCGUCGGGGCUAUUCGGGACCGCGUAUCAGUUCGUCAUGCCGCGCGACCAGAUACAGAUCGUGCGCGUGCCGACGGCGUCGUCGCCGUACAACGCGCUCGAGCUGCACACGAAGUACCGGCAGAACAUCCUGUGCGACUUCAAGGACAACGAGGCCGUGUUCAGGAGGUGUUGCGCGCUCAUGAAGCUCGAGGUGCUCCCUCAGGUGCAGUUCCCCCCGACGCUCUCGGUUUUUUUUUCUUCGCCGCAAAAAGUCAAGCUCGAACGCCGCAUGAAAGAGCUCGAGCACGAGAACGAGCACUUGCACGGCGAGAUGGACGUGUUGUACUUGCAAGUCGACGAGCAGAGCGGGAUGCUGGACGAGUCGUUGUCGAAAGCGGCGGAGGAGGCGGUCGAGAUCGCGCUCGCCACCGGCCGCGAAGAGGACGCGAGACGAUUCAGGCGCGUUCUAUACACUGAGAAGGAGGAGAAGAACCGAAGACUCGCGGAACUCGUCGCCGCGCUCGGCGCGCUGCGCGGGGAACGCAGCGAUCUUCAGGAGGAAGUCAGCGCGGUGCGAAGGGAGCUGGAGCGGCGAGGCGGGUCGGACGAGAGCGUCGGCGGCGAGCUCGAGGCUGCGCUGACGAAAGAGGUGGACCUUCUGCUCGCGAGACACGCGGAGCUCGCGACGCACUUGGAGCGGGCGCGACGAGAGAAGGCGGCGCUGGAGGGGGAUUUGAACGAGGCGCUGAAGACGCCGAGGGCGAGGACGCCGCUGGCGACGUCCGACGCGGAGGAGGAAGAGGAGGAAGAAGCGCGUGGGUACCGCGUCGCGUCCGCCGCGCCCGGGGAGGAUUCGACGCCGGGGGACGACGCGUCGACGUCGGCGCCCGCCGCGAGCGCCGCCGCCGCCGACGACGACGACGACGACGACGAGCCGGUUCGGCGAACGUCGACGGGCUCGCCGUCGCCGUCGUCGGUCGCCUCGCCGUCCGCGCCAGGCAGCAGCGGCGGGAACGGGAACGGAAAAGUCCGACGCCGUCGACCGAUGAUGGAGGAGCCCGCCGGCCCCGACGGCCCCGACGCCGAGCUCGCCGCGCACCUCAUCGGCCGUCUGAAGCGCGCGGGGGAAUCGGACGAGGCCGCGGUGCUCACCGCGCAGGUGGACGCGUUGAUCAGGCGCGUUCUCCUCACACUGGUCCCCAUACGACGCCGUUCGCGUGGUGAACGCCGAUCCUUAAGGACUUCGCCCGCGCGCGUUUCUCUCCGCCCAGGGUCCCUCGCUUUCAAUUCCCGACGCGCCUCGACGCCUUUCAACUCCAUCUGA